Messenger RNA from Ectocarpus siliculosus, 825 nucleotides. The record is from the annotation of a GenBank genome assembly. NCBI's taxonomy places the organism in Eukaryota, Phaeophyceae, Ectocarpales, Ectocarpaceae.
AUGGCGAGACUACGGACCGGUGGGAUAGCAGUUCAGGCCGUGACAACCUUCUCCAGUCUCCAGGGCCGCGCCAGUGGUGGCGGCGACAGCUUCGGAGGGCCGGGCGGAGUGGGCGGCGGUGGAACGGGGCCGGCACUUGGAUCCGCCCAAGAAGAGGCUUUGGUCGCGGAACGGAAGGAGGCGAGAAACCGGCAUCCAGGUCCGACCUUGGAAGGAAUUGGCGAGCGUGGGCCUGCAUCAUCGGCCAUGCUUGCUCUAAAGACACACAAGGGGGGUCCGUCGUUGGUGAGUCCGCAUAUCUGCAUCGGCGCAAGAGAAGACGCGAAGAACCUCGAAGCCCUGAAGGAGCUGGGGGUCACCCACAUCCUCAACUGCGCCAAACAGCUGCCGAGUUCACACCCCAGGGAGUUCGUUCACGCACGGCUGGAGCUAGCAGACACAAGCGAGCAAGAGCUGGCACCGUUUCAGAAAGCUGGGAUCUCGUUUCUCCGACAGGUCGAGGACUGCGGCGGCCGUGCUCUCGUACACUGUAUCGCGGGGUGCUCUCGUUCGGUAUCGAUGGUGCUGUUGCACCUUAUGGAGGGCCAUCGGAUCCGACUGAAGCUCGCAUACGAGCACGUCAGAUCCUAUCGCAUGGUAGCUCAGCCCAACGAGGGGUUUCGAUUCCAGCUGGCGACUACCGAGGUGAAGAUAUUCGGCUCGUCUUCCGUCAGCCGGGAUGCGGACAGCACAUGGAACUUCUACCGGUGGAACGAAGUCAAGCAGGGGGUCCCUUACCAUGCCACUGAGCCUCCGCAGUCCUGUUGCGGCUGCACCAUGGCGUAA